AUGGAGUUGGAUCCCUUGUAUCACGUCAAGCAGUUGUUUUACCAGGCCGCAAUAGAAGAAGCUCUCCUCCAGCCGCACACACCCUCCGACGACCGUUCCUCACUCCAUAGAGCACUGUACAUCGCCAGAUCUCACUUGUCAUCCACUCCACCAGAUAUCCAAUCUGCCAAAUCGAUCUUAUCCCCUUUCCUAUCCUCGUCCGAACCUUCCAUAGCAGCUCGAACAGUCGACGCGUUCGCCUCGCACCUCGCUGGAGAAGACAAGGUAGAUGAAAUCAGGGAUUUCGUCUUGGAAGUGGAAGGAUCAGAGGAUGAAGUUGAGGAAUCCACUGUGAGGGUUAUAGCUUCCACGGUGUUUAUUCUCCUUGGGGAGGUUGAGGAGGCGGUUGCUACGUUGAAUGAAGGUAGAGGGAAAGAGGAUUUGGAGUGCCUCGCCCUCCUCGUUCAACUUCUCUUAUCGCUCGAUAGACGAGACCUCGCUCAAAGUACUUACAACACCGCCAAGAGGAUCGGUAAUGACUCGACGUUGGUACAGGCUAUCGAAGCUUGGAUAGGACUCAAGACAGGCGCUCGACCUCUCCACCAAUCGUACUACUUCUACGAAGAGCUCUAUCAACUUCCUUCAGGUCGUACACCACCAGUAUUGGCUUCUCACGCUGCUGCUCACUUACUGCUGGGCCAUGUCGACGAAGCUAAAGCGGAUAUACUCGAGGCUUCGCAGAAGGAGACUGGGGAUAAGCAAGGGGAUGUCCUGGCUGUGGGAACGAGUUUGGGUAUUGAAGGAUAUGCCGAAAAACUCGCUACCAACGCUCCUCAACAUCCUUUUGCAGUCGACUUGGCAGAAAAAUCCAAACUUUUCGACGAAGCUUCUUCCAAAUUUGCAGUAACCGCAUAG
Messenger RNA from Kwoniella botswanensis, 894 nucleotides. RefSeq lists its product as uncharacterized. The coding region runs from base 1 to 894 and encodes 297 amino acids. Gene Ontology annotation, cellular component: COPI vesicle coat. NCBI's taxonomy places the organism in Eukaryota, Fungi, Basidiomycota, Tremellomycetes, Tremellales, Cryptococcaceae. Gene Ontology annotation, molecular function: structural molecule activity; protein binding. The transcript is spliced from 5 exons. The record is from RefSeq and is a predicted model, not a curated record. Gene Ontology annotation, biological process: intra-Golgi vesicle-mediated transport; retrograde vesicle-mediated transport, Golgi to endoplasmic reticulum; endoplasmic reticulum to Golgi vesicle-mediated transport.